AUGACCACGGCAGCAAGAGAAGCUCGGCGCUUCGCUAUCCAGCUCCGGCCUCGCUCAACGACAUCGGCAACCCAGCUUGCCAGGGUUCAACGGAGGAGCCCAGCAGCGUCACAGAGGGCAGCCUCGACCUCUGCUCGCCGCCGUCUGUCUUCUGACCGGCACAUGCGCCUGCCGAUAUGGUGCGCCGCGGCCGCUCUCGGCAUCGCAGGCUCACUGUUCAUGCAUCUAACCACUGCCGAGGGCGCCAAGCUCGAUACCGCCUCCCUGGCCGACAAGGACGCUCAGAAGAAGCGCGAGGGCGGCGUCAGUGACGACUCGCCGAUGCGGCUGCGCAUGGAGAAGUUCAUCAAGGAGCAACAGAAGCUCAUUGUCAAGGAGCUCGAAAAGGUGGACGGCAAAAAGUUCCGCAAGGAUGAGUGGACGCGCAAAAACGGCGGCGGCGGCACGACAUGCGUCUUGCAGGAGGGCAACGUCUUCGAAAAGGCCGGCGUGGGCGUAAGCGUCGUCUACGGCUCCCUCCCGAAGCCCGCCAUCCAGAAGAUGCGCGCCGACCACAAAACGCUCGACCCCAACGUCGACUCGCUCGACUUCUUCGCCGCCGGGCUGAGCAUGGUGCUCCACCCCAAGAACCCCAUGGCUCCCACCGUCCACCUCAACUACCGAUACUUCGAGACGGCCAAUCCAGACGGCUCCUCCCAGGCGUGGUGGUUCGGCGGCGGCAGCGACCUGACGCCCGCGUACCUCUUUGACGAGGACGCCAUCCACUUCCACAAGACGCUCAAGGAGGCCUGCGACUCGCACGACAAGACAUACUUCCCCCGCUUCAAGAAGUGGUGCGACGAGUACUUCCACAACAAACACCGCGGCGAGUGCCGGGGCGUCGGCGGCAUCUUCUUCGACGACCUGGACGAGUCGGAGCGUGACCGGGAAAACACCUUUGCCUUUAUCCAAGACUGCCUCAAGUCCUUCUUGCCCUCGUACCUUCCCAUCCUCGAGAAGCGCAAGGACAUGCCGUUUACGGAAAAAGAAAAAGAGUGGCAGCAGAUCCGACGCGGCAAAUACGUCGAGUUCAAUCUGGUUCACGACCGCGGCACGGCCUUUGGCCUCAACACGCCGGGGUCACGCGUCGAGAGCAUCCUCAUGAGCCUGCCGCUGACGGCCAGCUGGAAAUACAUGCAUGAGCCGGAGCCCAAGAGCAGGGAGCAGCGGCUGGUGGAUGUAUUGAGAGAUCCCAAGGACUGGGUAUAA
Molecule: messenger RNA, 1248 nt
Organism: Hirsutella rhossiliensis
Lineage: Eukaryota; Fungi; Ascomycota; Sordariomycetes; Hypocreales; Ophiocordycipitaceae
Product: coproporphyrinogen III oxidase domain-containing protein
Exons: 2
Coding region: 1-1248 (415 amino acids)
Cellular component (GO): mitochondrial intermembrane space; cytoplasm
Molecular function (GO): coproporphyrinogen oxidase activity
Source: RefSeq, a predicted model, not a curated record